This is a messenger RNA of Leptosia nina, 1224 nucleotides long. Lineage: Eukaryota; Metazoa; Arthropoda; Insecta; Lepidoptera; Pieridae. The record is from the annotation of a GenBank genome assembly.
AUGGCAAACUUGAAUUACCAGCAAGCGCCUAGAAGCCUCGUAAGCGGAGGCGUCGGUGGUCGCGUCGGUUCAGGCCUAGUUAGCGGUGUCUCCGGCCAUGUGACACCAACAUUCGGUGGUCCUCUGUCACCCGGCCGGGGCAGUGGGACGGCAAUGCCAGGGGGUGCACCGCCCUCCAUGGCUUCCAGGUCGACACUUUUUGGACAGCGAGCGUUUGCUGACCGGAGGGUGCCCAUGCCGACGCCGCUAUCACAGGCUAACUCUAAUUCUAUGUCAAGUAUGGCGAGUUUGUCUCGAUUCAAUGCGAGCAACAACUACCAUUCGGUUUUUGGCGAAGGCGGGGACACAUCGACGCCUCCGCUUUUAGAUCUCAGCGAAUUCCCUUCACUGACGGCGCGAGGGGCGGGCGACCAGGCCCCCACAGCUGCGCCGCCGCCACCUGGCUCUAAACCCUACGUGGGUAUGGUGAAGCAGCCAACGGCGGAACAGUCAGAAUUCACGAUGUCGUCAGAAGACUUCCCUGCGCUGCCGGGCACCUCUAGUGGUGGUGGCGGAGCGCCCGCGCCGCCGCCCGCUGCGCUCGAGUUUAACCAUACGCCCGAUUCUAAACCCACACGGAAAGGCAUACAGACCUCGCCUGAAGGUAAAGUGACGAAUAUACCCGAGACGAUGAUCCCCAACCAGUUCGGCAUCGUCGGGCUGUUGACGUUCAUUCGGGCGGCAGAGUCGGACCCCAGUCUCGUGUCCCUGGCGCUGGGGCAGGACCUGACGGCGCUCGGCCUCAACUUAAACUCGCCGGAUAACCUAUACUUAACGUUCGCAGGACCAUGGGCGGAUACGCCCUGUAGACCGCAAGACAUGGACUAUAACGUACCUCCCGAAUACCUAAUAAACGGUUCGAUUAGAGAAAAACUAGCUCCCUUACGGCUCAGUAGAUAUAAGGAGGAUUUGCUUUUCUACUUAUUUUACUGUUUCGUCGGAGAUGUACUGCAAAUUGCUGCUGCCGCGGAAUUAUAUAACCGUGAGUGGCGAUAUCACAUGGAGGAAAAGGUGUGGAUCUCGCAGGCGCCGGGCAUGCCGAUGGUGGAGAAGACCUCCACAUAUGAACGGGGCACCUACUACUUCUUUGACGCGCAUAAUUGGCGAAAGGUGGCGAAAGAAUUUCACCUGGACUACAGCAAGUUGGAGGGUCGGCCGCAGUUGCCACCGCAUGUGCUCACGUAG